This is a messenger RNA of Oryzias latipes (Japanese medaka), 2507 nucleotides long. It is a transcript of the gene pfn2a, whose product is annotated as profilin 2a. Gene Ontology annotation, molecular function: actin binding. NCBI's taxonomy places the organism in Eukaryota, Metazoa, Chordata, Actinopteri, Beloniformes, Adrianichthyidae. The record is from RefSeq and is a predicted model, not a curated record. Gene Ontology annotation, cellular component: cytoplasm. Gene Ontology annotation, biological process: positive regulation of actin filament bundle assembly; actin cytoskeleton organization; regulation of actin filament polymerization.
GUGCGGAGUGAUCUGAUACGGACUACACCCAGCCGCCGCCUCACUGCCCCAGCCUUCGCGGUGGUCAGCGUUGAAGUGUGGGUUGGAGACUGAAAUCGCGCCGCGGUUCUUCUUCCCUCCUCUGUCUGUCUCUUUGGCAAGCUUGCCUUAGCAAGUGUAGUUUAUUUUUAAGUGUAGCAUUAAUUCACUGAGCAUGUCUUGGCAAAGCUACGUGGAAAACCUGAUGGCCGAUGGCAGCUGUCAGGAUAGCGCCAUUGUUGGGUAUACGGACGCCAAAUAUGUUUGGGCAGCUCAUCCUGGUGGGACUUUCAACAACAUCUCGUCUCAAGAAAUUGAUGUGCUUGUGGGCAAAGACAGAGAGACCUUUUACACCAGCGGGCUGACUCUGGGCUCAAAGAAGUGUUCGGUGCUGCGCGACAGUCUGCAGGACGAGGGCGACUGGACGAUGGACAUCAGGACAAAGAGCCAAGGAGGAGAACCGACAUACAAUAUUUCUGUUGGGAGAGCAGGAAAAGUUUUGGUUCUUGUAAUGGGCAAAGAAGGGGUCCAUGGAGGCGGCUUGAAUAAGAAGGCUUACUCAAUGGCAAAAUACUUGAGGGAUUCAGGGUUUUAAUGCUUUUGAGCUUACUUGGGUAAAACUGAGGGACAAAAAAAAAAAGAAGAAAGAUUGCUGUUAAGAUUUCUCCUUCAAGCAGUCAAAUGUCUUGGAUACUUUUUAAUAGCAAUGAAGAGUGGUAAGAUACUGUGUCACCUUUGUUCCCCCCCUUACAUCCUGAAAGGGGGAGACUUUUGAAUUUUGUUCAUUUUUCUUUUAUUUUUUUUUUUUUUUCUCUCCCCCCCCUCCUUCUCCUGUGUGCUCCAGUAAUGGUUUUAGUGAUGGGAAAGGAGGCGGUCCAUGGUGGAACAUUAAACAAGAAAGCACAUGCAAUGGCUGAGUACCUGAGGAAGUCUGGAUAUUAAGCAACAUCGCCACCUCCUCUACUUAGAAGCUCACUACCUUUCAUCAUAUUGUGUUGACACUACUUUAAUGAUUAGGUGGCAUACAUUGUUUCUUUCUACCCAGUCUAUUUUUAUAUGCAGCCUGUAGUUCACUUAACUCUCACUACAUUGUUGUCCCUCCCACUUUGUUUAAUCUUUGUCUUUUCUUUUUGGCACUACCGUUACAGCAUGUUCUAUCAUAUGUUUAACCAAAAUGUCUUGUUAAAAACGCUGAAGUAUAAUAAAAGUUGUAAGCAAAAAUUGGACUUCCACAGCUUCAAUAAUUGUUGUUUGUUAUGAAGAGGGGCAAAUGUAAUGGUGAGGGCUAGGAAAUGCUUAAAAAAAAGAAAACGAAAAAACUCCCCAUCUCUGUUCUCUCCUAAAUGGCAUGUGGGGCAGUCAAAAGUUACAUGCAUGCAUAUCCUUUAGUGCAUCUACUCCCGCUCAACCCCCCCCCCCCCCCCCCCCCCCUUCCAACGGGGAUCCGGUGUUCCAACCAAAACCAUCUUCUCAUCUGCCUCCCAUCCUCAAACUUAAGAACCUCCAUGGAAAAACCACAUGGGUUUUUGUUUUUUUACUUUCACUGUUGGACCUGAAUGUGGUCUCAAAGGUGAUUGGCGUGGUGUCGGGCUGUCACAUCGGCCUUAUUGAGAUUGUCAUACAUCACAUCUCUCUGUGGACAUUCCCCCUGACAGCUGAGAGGUGUCGGUGUUGUCCAUCUGUAAAUUGUUUUUUUUUUUUUUUUUUUUUUUGCUGUCAAUCAUAUUUGUGAGGUCCUCUCCUCCCCUGCCCCCUCUCAUUUGGAUCAGUUUGCAGUACGAGACAUCACUCCCAGUUGAUCCCGAUUGACAGCUGUUGGCAACACCCAUUGACUGUAAAUUACUUGCACAACUUCAGAUGACUGUAAAACUGCUUCUUUAGACUAAAACCAUACACUACUAACUGAUUUGUUGCUGACUUCCUGUUCAACUAUUAAUCAAACGGCAUUGUCAUUUUACUACAGUAUGAAUGCAUUUUUGACUGUAAACCAAGGCUGCUGGGCUCCACCUCCACCUUGGGGAUUUUUUUUUUUUUUUUUGCCUUGUGCUUUAGUCAUUUAAAGUGUAUUCACAUAUUGUCAUAGUAUGGUACUGAAAAGUAAAUUUAAAAAGAAAAAAAACCUGUUGCUGUGUUCACUAAACGUAUUGAAAAUGGUGUUGGUUGGAAUUAGAACAUUUGUAAAGCUGUCUUGUGAAAUUUUGAGAAUACCUGUAUUCUGUGCCAUAAAAUCAAUAUCUAAUUUUGUUGCUACUCCAAGUUAGAUUUUUUUUCUCAUUUUGAAGGAAAUUGCUAUUAAUGGCACUCUCAUGAAGGAUACUUUGGCAUCAGUCAUCUCCAGAUUUUGUGGGAAAUGUACAGAAAUAAACAAAAAACACCUGCAGUAUUUUGUUUGAGUUGGAAGCUAAUGCCACAAAAUGUUUGAAAAUGCCAUGAAUUGAUGUCUUGUUUACUGACAGAUGAAAUAAAAAAAAUAAUGUUCCAACCAGAAA